Molecule: messenger RNA, 2204 nt
Organism: Aphanomyces invadans
Lineage: Eukaryota; Oomycota; Saprolegniomycetes; Saprolegniales; Verrucalvaceae
Exons: 11
Coding region: 1-2118 (705 amino acids)
Source: RefSeq, a predicted model, not a curated record
AUGGACGAUGCGGUGCAUCCGUUGUCGCUGCGGCUGGAUCAACAACCACUAAACAUCUUUACUUGCCUUUGGCUCAAGAACACCCGCACAAAGCCUCUCUCUCUGUGCAUCCCUGACACCAUCCUCCUGGACCGAGGCGUCCUUCAACAAUGGUAUUUCACGUCCAAGACUGGCGAGGUCCUUCGACGGAAAAAGGACAACACGACCAAGUCCAAGCUCCUUCGGUACCUCCACGAGACCGCUGCCGGUCCGAUCGCAGCCGUGCACGUGUACUUGGUCACAGAGAAGCGAGUUCUCGUCGUGGACCAUCUCUCUCUUGCUGGCGUUGAAUCGUUGCUGAAUAACCCGAUGGCAUCGACCCACGGCAUGCUGCAGAAGUUCGUGCCACCCAAAUCGUGCUACAACAACAUGAUGCAAACCGUGUUUGCCCAUGACACGUGCCAGACAGCUCUGCGCUGCACCAACCCGCACAUGUUUGUGAACGAGCUCAUGCCCAUCGAACUGCGGGCUGUGACGUUCGAGUCGCCGACGGCAACGACACAAAAAGCUAUCGGGAACCCCACGACGCUGCAAACGCUGACGUGUUGGAAUCGUGAAGUGGUGGACCACGUCGCCGCCACUGUCGGCAUGGCCAUCACGCGCCAAGUGCUGCAUUUCAAGAUGGGGGCAGAUAACAAACUGUACCUGUUGUGGCCGUCCUCGAUCGUGUUUGAAAACCAAGAAGCCAUCGUCCCGUGCCAACUGGUCACCCCGAGCCGAUUCGAGCCGUGGCAUGCAUCCACGCUGGUCGACGGCGCCGCGCCUAGCACGUGUCCUGCAUGCGGCAAUCCGUGCCGUAAACGAACGGGGUCGAUGGGGGCGACGUUCCUCGUCACGUUCAAAGCCAUCCUGGCUGCGCAUCGAUCUUCCAGCCAAAGCCAUUCAGAUCCGACUCUAGUUGGGGAUGGAAUCGUUCCAGGGGCCAUCCGCACGGCGUACGGGCCAUUGAGCGACGACAAGUUUACUGCGUUGAUGCACGACGCGUCCUUUUUAUAUCGCACCGUUCAAGUGUGUGAAGAGUGCUGCAGAGACAUCAACACGAAAGCAGUCGCGCAAGAGACUGCGCCACCGUCGUGCUCUGUUUCCAAACCCCGACCAUCGAACCAAAGCACGCGAUGGAGGAGUUGGAAAGAUCCGCGACAGGUUGUGGCGGUGGCUCUGGGACCAAAGAAACCUCAGUCCGCGCGCAAUCUAUGUCGAAAACCUGUCACGUCCGUUGUCCCGGUGGCGCCAGGUGCGGCAAUUCCCGCCUCCACUUCGUCCACAAGCCGCCGAAAUUCGCUCGCUGGGCCGAGUCUCCACCUGGUAGGUCGACCGGACGUCACCGCCUCGGACAACCAAACACAGCACGCGCCGCCUGCAUACGACAAAGUCGAGUUGGUGGCGAAGCCUCGACCUGUGUCUGCGGCGGCAUCGACACUCUUCCCGACGCGACCACGCCCGUCGGCUGCGGCCGUGCCGUCUAGUACACCCGUCGCAAAGCAGCGCCCGCGAAGCCCCGCUGCCGCAGCUCUAGCUUCGCUUCGCACAGUCAUCCGUGCCAGCGCCCCAGCUCACAAUCUAUCCCUUCGAUCGGUGCUUGCUCAUCACGGAGUCGAGCCACAACACUCGACCGUGACAAUUCACGAACUAUUUACGCUGUGCUACAACGCCAGCACCCCCGUCAGCAUCAACGACCUCAAGACUGUCGCGAUGCUCUCACACCCACGGGACAACGUGCAUGUCAUCGAUAUUGACGCACUCGAUGCCAUGUUGUUGGCGAGUUCGACCGCCCCAGACUGCUCAAAGGCCGCUAUCCCGCCAACGCUCCGACCGAAAUCAUGCGUGUCGAAACCAAAUCGGUUCAUGAAAUCCCACCCCAUGCCGCCACCGGCAAUGAAUCCAAAACCUCCCGUGCACCCAACGCCCCCCCGCUCUGCGUCUGGGCAAUUCCACAUGUCUGCUCGAGUACUCGUUCCGUCGAUCGAGCCGCCACAAGCACCUGCCACUGCUGCCGACCCCGCUGGCCCAUCGUGCCCUGAAGAAUGGACGGACGAAGAGGCCGCUUGCUUGGCGCACGUGUUGUUGCAAGGAACAUGACUGCACGAUAGGCAGGGAAGAACGACCAGGUCGUUGUUACUUCUCUAGUUCGGUAUACAACAAACUGACGAAAUGGCUGGCCAAGA